AUGUCCGCGCUCGCCACGAUAUCCACCCCCAAAAAUCCAUGUUCCGUGUACGAACCUGGAAAUUCUCUCGUCGUGAAUAGUGGACCUUCGUUCCCCUACACUGCAAACAUGUUCAACCUUCACAUGUUACCAUCUCUGGGGACGUGGCCCGCCAUGCCACAUGGUUUUUACGAUCUUUAG
Messenger RNA from Botrytis byssoidea, 180 nucleotides. RefSeq lists its product as uncharacterized. The coding region runs from base 1 to 180 and encodes 59 amino acids. The transcript has a single exon. NCBI's taxonomy places the organism in Eukaryota, Fungi, Ascomycota, Leotiomycetes, Helotiales, Sclerotiniaceae. The record is from RefSeq and is a predicted model, not a curated record.